AUGUUCAAGAAGUUCGACGAGAAGGAACACGUGUCCCACUGCAUCCAGCUGAAGACGUCGGCGAUCAAGGGCAUCAAGAGCCAGCUGGCGGAGCAGUUUCCGGGCAUCGAGCCGUGGCUGGGCCAGAUGAUGCCCCGGAGGGAGCCGGUGAAGCUCGUGCGCUGCCACGAGCACAUCGAGAUCCUCGCGGCCCGCGGCGAGCUGCUAUUCUUCCGGCAGCGCGAGGGCCCCUUCUACCCGACGCUGCGGCUGCUGCACCAGUACCCGUUCCUGCUGCCGCGCCAGCAGGUGGACAAGGGCGCCAUCAAGUUCGUGCUCAGCGGCGCGCACGUCAUGUGCCCGGGGCUCACGUCGGCGGGCGCGCAGCUGCUCCCCGCCGCGGCGCGCACGCCCGUGGCCAUCACGGCCGAGGGCAAGCAGCACGCGCUGUGCGUGGGCGUCAUGAGGCUGUCGGCCGAGGAGAUCGGCAGGGUCAACAAGGGCGUGGGCAUCGAGAACGUGCACUACCUGAACGACGGGCUGUGGCACAUGAAGGCGCACAAGUGAGCCCCGUGGCGGGGGGCGGGGGCGGCGGCGGCGGGAGAGACCCAGUAAAGCCUUGCCGCUCUUCCCGGUGUCCGUGCGCUUGUCCUCGGGCGUGCGCGCGCGCGCGUCCCCCGGCGGGGCGGUUGCCGCUGCUGCCGCGCC
Hippopotamus amphibius kiboko is the source of this 687-nucleotide messenger RNA. RefSeq names its product malignant T-cell-amplified sequence 1-like. Gene Ontology annotation, molecular function: RNA binding. Gene Ontology annotation, biological process: formation of translation preinitiation complex. NCBI's taxonomy places the organism in Eukaryota, Metazoa, Chordata, Mammalia, Artiodactyla, Hippopotamidae. The record is from RefSeq and is a predicted model, not a curated record. The transcript has a single exon. Bases 1 to 546 code for a protein of 181 amino acids.